Penaeus monodon (black tiger shrimp) is the source of this 525-nucleotide messenger RNA. Its product is annotated as shematrin-like protein 2. The transcript has 5 exons. Lineage: Eukaryota; Metazoa; Arthropoda; Malacostraca; Decapoda; Penaeidae. The record is from RefSeq and is a predicted model, not a curated record. The coding region runs from base 1 to 525 and encodes 174 amino acids.
AUGGCGGAGGACACGGCGGUCAUGGCUAUGGGGGUUAUGGAUAUGGUCGUGAUUAUAACUACUAUGUAUGGUAGCCAUGGCGGAAGACGCAGUAGUUAUUGGUAUGAUGGUUAUGAGUAUAGUGACUCCGAUGGAGGGCAUAGUGAAUAUGGGCAAAAUGGCUACGGAGGAAGGUAUGGUGGCUAUGUUGAAUACAAGCCAUGGAAGCUUACAAUUUUUAACUUAGCUCAAGGAAUCACGAUAUUAUCCUACGCAGACCCGUUGCGUGUGGCCCUGCUCGCUAUGGUAGCGAUGGCUAUGGUGUCGAUGGUGAUGGCCCACCCUGAACCUGGCUAUGGUCAUGGUGGCUACGGGUAUGGUGGCCACGGCGGAGGACAUGGUGGCUAUGGAUAUGGUGGCCAUGGCGGAGGUCAUGGUGGAUAUGGUGGCUACGGCCAUGGUGGAGGACACGAGGCACCAUUUUAUAACCUCAAGAAGAUGCAGAAGGGGAUAAUAAAACACACUGUACAGAUUAUGAGAUUUUAG